AUGUCAGAUUUCUUCAACGAGUGUCAUAACACCACGGCCAUAUCGAGUAGAGUUACCGCAAGCGAUGAUCACGGCGCGAUUCAAGCCACGAACCCAAAAUGCCACAUCGGGAAACUCCGAGCCAUCGCUCCAAAGUUGACGCACGUGGGAGCCAAAGCUGUAUUUCCGAGCAGAACUAAGAGUUCACUAUCGUGUGGGACGAAGCACUUGAGUGAUGUGAAAGUCGAGCUGGGAAACGAAGCGCUGUGGAAAAUAUUUCACGCCGAAGACCACGAAAUGAAAAUCAUCAACACGGGACGGUAUGUUAUAUUGAGAUUUUGUGAUUGGGUUUUGUAAAUAGAAAUUGCGAGUGUAAAUUUUUAUACAUUUAGUAUAGACCUAACUAGGAACACUUGCGAAAACUGCAACAAUAGGCCCCCUGGCAGGAAUCGAAUCAGCGAUUCCGGGGUAAAGCGCUCUAACCAACUGAGCUACAGUAGUACAGAGGCCAGUUGUCGAGCUCUAAUUUUUGUAUAAAAUUCACAUUUGAAAUUUCCAUUUACAAAACCCCUUAAACCUUUAGUUAUAUCGAUGGUAGGUGCCCAAAAUCCUGUGAUUUUGUGGGCCUGAUUUACGCUACAAAAACUAACCCAAGUUCAAUCUAAAUCAGGUUAGUUUUUUUGAAGUGUACAUCAAGGUUGGGCGAUAUAUCGAUAUUGUGGUGAUAUUUUCAACCAUGAUUAUCGCAUCGAAGGUAGAAAUAUGAGCGACGAUAUAUAUCGUAAUUAUUGCUGUGGUACAUAUUUGGUCGUAAUUAUCGUUAUGGUACUGAGCUACAAAGAGACAGUUGUCGAGCUCUGACCAGAGGUUUAUGUAUAAAUACUAAGCUCAGUUGGUUAGAGCGCUGCACUGAAAUCGCCGAUUCGAUUCCUGCCAUGCAGCACUGGAAAAAUUUUGAAAAUCCAUAGAAUGGAAAUUGUAUGGACCUUUAUUGGAAAUGGAUUUUUGAUUAUCCAUAAUAAUUGAUAUACUAUGCAUGAUUUAGUGGUGCAAUUGCAAAUCUCAUAGUAUGGAUUUCACAAUUUUUUUCCAGUGCAGAGGGCCUAUACUUAAUAGUUACAUUUUUCGCAACUGUGGUGCAUUUUCCCGCGACCCAAAUGUGGUGCAUUUUCCCGCGCGUAAUACAAAAUCAAAUACAAAAUUUGCAAAUUUCGCAGGGCUAUAUUUUCCGCAUUUUACAACAUUUCGCGGCCAAACUCUGCAAUUUCACUAAUUUUAACAUGCUCUUUCUAGCUGUGGUGAUGGAUUUUGUUCUUCUUUCCCAGAUCAAAAUUUAGUCUAUACCUGGAAUUGCCUAUUGUUCAAUUAUAUCGAGAUCUAUUGAGUGAGAUGCCGAAAUCCUAAUCUUUUAAAUGUUUCAUUUUUAUAGGGCAUUAUUCCCAGUUCUAGCCUUGAAACUGUCAGGUCUCUCGCCCACUGAAAAAUAUAGCUUGGCUGUCAACUUCACGAAUGUUGACUGGGCGAGGUAUCGUUUCUCUCAAGCCAACAAGAAAUGGUUUCAAUGGUCUACGACAAUGCCCGACACGACCGCGAAUACUGGACGAAGAUUUUACCAACAUCCGUGCUCGCCUGCACUCGGCGCGUUCUGGACAACUGGUGACGUCACGUUUGAUAAAUUGCGUCUGACGAAUGACUUGAACAAAACCGAGAAAUUUAUGGUAAGCAUGUGUUGAAAAUAUACUACCUGAAAAAUAUACCUCAAACAUGGCGGGCGGGUCCAGUCUAUAGGUGUGUUUGUUUCCGAACUACCUGAAAAAGAUAUCUCAAACAUGGUGGCCCAGUGUAGGUAGUAUUCUACAACAAGCUGUCGUAGUUUGUGUCUGAACUGCCUGAAGAAGAUAUCUCAAACGUGGUCGCCCAAGUGUAGGUAGUAUUCUACAAUAAGCUGCCUUAGUUUGUACCUGAAUUACCUGAAAGAGAUAUCUCAAACGUGGUGGUCCAGUGUAGGUAGUAUUCUACAAUAAGCUGCCUUAGUUUGUACCUGAACUACCUGAAAAAGAUAUCUCAAACGUGGUGGUCCAGUGUAGGUAGUAUUCUACAAUAAGCUGCCUUAGUUUGUAUCUGAACUAAACCUGAAAAAGAUAUCUCAAACGUGGUGGUCCAGUGUAGGUCGUAUUCUACAAUAGGCUGCUUUAGUUUGUGUCUGAACUACCUGAAAAUAAUAAUGAUAGUGUUGGGAAAGCAUUACGAACAGCUAACCAAGGUCGCGUGACUGCCAAGCCUCAUACACCCUUCUCACCAGCUUCUAAUUUAUCCAUUUAGAUUCAAGUAUCAAGAUAUCUCAAACAUGGGGGCCAGUGUAGGUAGUAUCCUACAAUAAGCGGCUGCUUUAGUUUGUGUCUGAACUACCUGAAAAUAAUAAUGAUAGUGUUGGGAAAGCAUUACGAACAGCUAACCAAGGUCGCGUGACUGCCAAGCCUCAUACACCCUUCUCACCAGCUUCUAAUUUAUCCAUUUAGAUUCAAGUAUCAAGCCUACGUAAAUAUCGUGUUCAAGUGAUAGUAACCAAACUGCAGUGUUCACAUUGUCAUCAACCUCACAUGCGCAUGAUUGAACUACCGCUGACCGAGUUCAUUACUGUUACUGGCUACAGGAAUGAAAAAAUUACACAACUGAAAAUCGAGAACAAUCCUUCCUCCGUGGGAUUCCGGGACAACUACCAGAUUCGUAAGGCUUCUCUUAAGAGGUAAGUUUUGGUUAGUUUCAAUAAUGAAUAGUUGAUCAUUGAUUGCUUAACGUCGUCAAACAGGUAACACAUGCAACCUGGGAAAUAGAGAAAUUAACACUUCCUUAGCCGAAGAAAGAAUUUGGAAAACGGUGCUUCGGUUCCAAUAGUGCAGUUUGGAACAAUCUUCCUUAUGAGGCAAAAACCACUGCAUCCAUAAGCAAUCCAAAUCACUUGUUUCUUGGCUUUCUUGCCACAAAAAUGCCUUGUUUAAGUUAAUUAACAUAAUUUCCGGUACGUUUAACAGCGAAAAAACCAUGAAGUUUUUUCUAAGAAAAUAUAUUGCACUUCGUCUUAGAAUGUACUGAAUAUCACAAGUAUAUAAAAUUCGUAAUCGCUGAAUGUGCAUCGCUUUAAUAUACAGCCGUCUUCUUAAAACAACUGCCACUAACCCUGAAUAUAAUUCAUGUGGAAUAUCCCGGUACUAUUCCACAUUCAUGUUUGAAACUCACGUUUGUUCUCAACCCUUUUAGAAAACGAGAAUUACUACACGCCAAACGUUCUUGUGAAACGAUAAAAACAGAUGACGUCAUUCCAACGCCUGUCAUAACCCGCUAUUGCUCAUGGGAAGAAUUCUCCAGAACAUGUUGCAGAGAAUCGCCAGACACCUUAACAUCAUGCUGCAGAGAAUCUCCAGACACCUUGACAUUAUCCACGUCAUCAUCCAUCGACCUUGGCGACCACGUGUCCACUUUCCUGCAAAAUGACGUCAUCCUUUACCCACAAAAUGACGUAAUGCUUUACCCACAAUUCCACCAACCACUCUACUCGUAUCCAGAGUCGUAUCAAGCUAUGAAUCAAUUAUCCGACAUUCCACAGUUUCAAAUACCGGAGAUAAAUGCCCAAUAUCCGAGAUUAGUCCUCCCGGGUUUCCAGCCCCAGGAACAGCGUACUUACAACCAUGAUUAUAAUGAAUUCGACCAAUCAUAUUGCCAUAAAUACGAGGACUUUACGUCUCCAUUUCAAUACACUGAGUGGGACACUGUAUAUUAUUGA
Paramuricea clavata is the source of this 3760-nucleotide messenger RNA. The record is from the annotation of a GenBank genome assembly. Lineage: Eukaryota; Metazoa; Cnidaria; Anthozoa; Malacalcyonacea; Plexauridae.